AUGUCAUCAGAUCAGCCAAAGAAUCAUACAACCAGUUAUGAGGAGGAAGAUCCCUUCGCCCCCCCACCACCUCCACCUUCUUCUCAACAACAACAACAACGCACCAGAUCUAACGAUAACGUUGAAUAUGAUCAGGUUUUGGUGGAAUAUAGCUUCAGGGAUUUCGAAAAAUUCACGAGCGUUUCUCAAAAGGAUAUUAUAGCCUAUCAAUCGGGACGAAAAAGUUUUUUUGAUAUUUUGUAUGAUAAAAAGACUCCUUGUGGAGAAAUUUAUGAAGAUAUGAUGAAUUAUGUUCACAAGUUGGCUGUUGAUUCAAAAAAGGAUAUUUCUGUGGAGGAUAUUAAAGACUCGGUGCAGAGGAAAACCUUUUUGGAGUGCAUUGAUUUUCAUUCUCAUUUGUAUGAAACUCGUGCAAAGAAUAUCGUGAGACGUGUUGACACAAAUUCGCAAUAA
Molecule: messenger RNA, 453 nt
Organism: Naegleria fowleri
Lineage: Eukaryota; Heterolobosea; Eutetramitea; Acrasida; Naegleriidae
Exons: 1
Coding region: 1-453 (150 amino acids)
Source: RefSeq, a predicted model, not a curated record